UUUGAAUUUUCAGGGUCUUGAUUUUAGAGUUUUGCUAGAUCCUGUUGUGUAGUUUGGGCAGUGAAAUUUUCUGUUGUCAAAGUGAAACCCAAUGUGACUUGUUUACUGUUUUGUGUUAAUAUGCAAUCCAGUGAGGGAUUUUGUGAGCGAAGAAAAAAAGAGCAGCCUGUUUGAAUUUAGGGUUCUGUAGGAGAUGGGAGGGGCUUAGAAACUAGCUGUUUGCAGUUUAAACCUGAUGAAAGUGAGGUUUUGCCAAGGCAAGACAUUGUGGAAAAUAAAGGGGAUGAUCUGAAGCUAAUGGUUCUUGAUUUAAACGAAGAGCCGUUAGUGUGUUCUUUGAAAGAGGUUGAAUUUGAGAAAAAAGAGGGAUUGGUGGAGGUUAAUGAAGAUGAUAAAGAAGACAGUGUGAAGAAAAAUGCCAAGGAGGAAGGCUUAGAAGGUGAAGUGCAGUUUUCUGGCAGGGUUUUAAGGUCGAGGUCUGCAGUCAAGAAUCUGAGUGUGAUUGAAGGUGACAAGGUUGAUAAAACUGAGGAUGACAGUAGUUCUGAAAUGAAAACAACUGAGGUGGUUAAGGAGGGGAAUGAUCUGUCUCAUACUGAAGUGAAUGAUGUGCAGAGAAAGGUGGGUAAGAUGGGAAAGCGUAAGCGUGGGAGACCGCCCAAGUUGCUGGAUAAGGGGAAUGAUCAGUCUCAGUGUGAAGUGAAGGAUGUGCAGAGUAAGGUGGGUAAGAUGGGAAAGCGUAAGCGUGGGAGACCGCCCAAGUUGCUGGAUAAGGGGAAUGAUCAGUCUCAUAGUGAAGUGAAGGAUGUGCAGAGUAAGGUGGGUAAGAUGGGAAAACGCAAGCGUGGGAGACCACCCAAGUUUCUGGUGAAGAAUGGGUCUGAGAAGAAGACACCUGAGCUGAAAGUACAAGAGAAUGAUUACCCAGAUGGUAAAGUGAGGAAGGAGCUCAAGCGCAAGCGUGGCAGACCACCUAAGGUACUAGGCAAUGGUGGGUCUGUAAAGAAAGGAUUUACAAUAAAAGCAGUGGAAAGUGAUCAUGUUGAUGGGGAUGUAAGUAGGCAGUCAAAGCGUAAGCGUGGAAGACCAAGGAAGGUACCAGAGAAUAGUGGAUUUGAGAAGAAUGAAAUUAAUGUGAAAGCAGAUCAGAGUAAUCAGCUUGAUGGUGGUGGCAUUAAUAAGUCAAAUCAUAAACGUGGGCAUGGGAGACCAAUGAAGGGACAGAAGAACGAGGGGGUUAACAAGGAAACAGAUGAGAUUAAAGCAAGAGAGAGUUACUCUGUUGAGACAAGGAAGGAAGCAAACCACAAGCAUGAUGUACCACCCAAGAUGAAUGUCAAUGAUGGCUUUGAGAUGAAACCUGUUGAUGUGGAAAUGGGAGAGGGCAAUCACUUUGAUUGUGAGUUAAGGGAGGAGGUCAAUCAUAAAUGUGAAAGACCACCUAAAAUGAAGGGCAGUGAUAGGAGUGAUCAAUGUAAUAGCAAGGUAAAGGAAGGUAUGAUCCGUAAGCGUGGAAGACCACCCAAGCUGCAGGCUGGUAGUAAGGGUUUGAAGAGUAGGCUUAUAGAUGGGAGAAAAAAGUUGGGUGGGCUAAGAAGAGGCAGAAAAAAGUUGAGAGGGAGGUUAAAGUUUAACAUUCCUAGUACUUCAUUGUCAGAGAAGAAACUGAUUGCAAAAGAUUCAAAUCUUAAGAGGUUUCUAUCUGCUAAUAAGGAUAUAUUUGAUGAUAUGGAAAAGAAUGAUGGAAAGGCUUCACUAAUGGUAAGACCUAAGGCUCUAAAUGCAGAAGGCAGUGAAAACCAGGUAAAGAAAGCAAGGGCUGAAGGGAAAUGGAGAAGGUCAGAAGCAAAACAAGCUCUGAGAGAUAGAAUAGUGAAUCUGCUGAAAGCAGCUGGUUGGAAAAUUGAUUACAAGCCUAGGAAUAAUAAAGAGUACAAUGAUGCAGUGUAUGUUAAUCCUGAAGGAAAGACUCACUGGUCAGUUACCUUGGCAUACAGGGUGCUUAAAAGCUAUUAUGAGAAUGGUGGUUGUGACUCUAAAGUUGGUCCAAAUGAUUUCAUAUUUACUCCAAUUCCUGAAGAAGAACUUAGCAUCCUAAAAAGAGUAGUUCUAAAGAAAAGGGUUAGAAAAAAGAUGCCAAAAGGGGAAGAUGAUGAUAAAGUGGAUGAUGGACAAGUUCAAAAUAAAAUGAAUAAACAAAAGAGGAAAUGGAAAGACAUUAAGAAAAAGAAAAAGAAAAAACAGAAGGUGCUCAAAGAGAAGCUUCCACGUCAUGAAGAGGAAAACUCUGAUGGUACAUUACAAAGGGGAACACAAGUCUCAAGCAGGAAGCAUAAGUUACAGCAGACACAAAAGAGAAAGCGGUAUGCUUUGCUGGUUCGUAACUCAAUGGAUGGAGCUGAAUCUGAUAAUAAUGGCUAUGUUCUAUAUGAUGGAAAGCGAACUCUGCUUUCUUGGAUGAUUGAUUUGGGCACUGUUCCACAGAAUGGGAAGGUGGAAUAUUUGGUUCAAAGAAGAACACGAACUCGUGAGAGUAAGGCUGGUAGGAUAACUAGGGAUGGCAUCCAAUGCAACUGUUGUAGUGUUGUCUUCACCAUUGCAGAAUUUGAAACUCAUGCAGGCAAACCCUGUCAACCUUUUCUGAAUAUAUGUUUAGAAACAGGAGUUCCCCUCUUGCAAUGCUUAUUAGAUGCAUGGAACAAACAACAGCAGUCUGAAUGUAGGGGCUUCCAUUUUGUCGAUUUUGGUGGUGAAGACCCAAAUGAUGAUACCUGUGGUAUCUGUGGGGAUGGUGGUGACUUGAUCUGUUGUGAUAGUUGCCCAUCAACAUUCCAUCAAAGUUGCUUAGAUAUAGAAGCAUUUCCUUCAGGUAACUGGAAUUGUGUGUACUGUACAUGCAAAUAUUGUGGGAUGGUUGGAAAUACAUAUCAAAGGGCCAAAACUGAGGAUAUGAGUUCUACAGUUCUAACAUGCCAUUCAUGUGAAGAAAAAUAUCAUGAACCAUGUAUUCAGCCAAUGGAUGCUUUUGAUGAUGAUUCAAGUAGUGCAUUCUUUUGUGGGAAGAGAUGCAAAGAGUUGUUUGAGAGACUUCAGAUGCUAGUUGGGGUUAAACAUGAACUGCAAGAAGGCUUCUCAUGGACUCUUGUUCAGCGCUUUGAUAUCACUUCAGAUGUUUGUCUUAAUGAAGCAUAUCAAAAGGUUGAAUCAAAUUCAAAGCUAGCUGUUGCAUUAUCUGUGAUGGAUGAGUGCUUUUUGCCUCUUGUUGACCACAGAAGUGGGAUCAAUCUGAUUCAUAAUAUUGUCUAUAAUUUUUGGUCAAACUUCACUAGGCUAAACUACAGUGGUUUUUACACUGCAAUUCUAGAAAGGGGGGAUGAGGUCAUCUCUGCAGCUUCCAUCAGGAUCCAUGGAAACCAGUUAGCUGAGAUGCCUUUCAUUGGCACCCGGUAUGCUUAUAGGCGUCAAGGGAUGUGUCGCCGGCUUCUUUGCGCAAUUGAAUCUGCCCUAAGAUCCCUGAAUGUUGAGAAAUUGGUCAUACCUGCAGUCCCAGAACUCAAGGAAACAUGGACUUCUGUCUUUGGUUUCCAACCACUAGAAACUGUAAGCAAGCCAAAGAUGAGGAACAUGAAUAUACUGGUCUUUCCAGGUGUAGAUAUGUUAGAGAAACCAUUGCUGACACAUGUUAUGGAGGAGCAGAUAAUGGGUGAGGUGUCCGAUAAAUCUGUAGAGAAGUGUUCAGUUGUGUUUGAUUUGAAUGUUUCUGCUGAGAGCCCUGCACCUGAAACAGAUGAUAGAAAUGAUGAACCUGCUGUUGUCGAGUCUACAAUGCACUUCCUGAAUGCAUCUUGAAAUGUACUUCUGAUGUAAUGGCUGAGACUGUCAAUUUUCCAGAGAAUGCUACUGUUUCUUCCUCUUUCAUUCCAGCACCUGAAGAAAGCAAGCUGGAAGUUGACUCUCAAAGCAUAUAUUCAGAGGAGAAAGCUGAUGACAGCAUUGUUAAACAGAACCUUGAUUCUAACCAUGCUGGUUCUGACAAUAUUGUCCAUGCUGACAAUGAAGUGGCAGUUCCUGUACAAGUGUCAAAGGAUGCUGGUAAGGAUGUUGUUACUAACUGCUUUCAUGGUACAGUUCAGAUGUCUGAGGAAGCAAAUGGCAUCAAGCAUCAUGAAAAUUCUAAACUAGAGAUGGUAGAAUGUGUUUCUGAUUUUGUUAAGACAGUCGUUCAGUCUGAAGAAGCAAAAAUUUGCCUUGCUAUUGCUGAAGAAGCGACCAACCAAACUUCUCCAUCAACUACCCUAGGUGCUCAGCAUGCUGCAAAUGGCCAUUAUGAUGUUGCAACUGAUGACAGUAAAAGUGGCCCUUCCAGACAGGGAGUCAAGAUGGAUGCUUCUGGAGAAGUCUCGGCUACAAUUGAUGUAAAUUCUAUUACUUACGAGGUUUGCAAUGAUACUUCGAGAGAGAAAAAUGUGCAGCAGCGCAUGUGCAAGUCCGCAGAGGUUGUCUCAGCUGGUUCUGAGGUUUGCCAUGACUAACAUGCAUGAUCAGAGAAACAUCAACUGCAACAGUCUGAUAUCUGAAAAGGUAAUAUAGUUACUAAUAUGGCUCAGGUGAAUGCCAAAUCUCCUGAGCACCUCAUAUUGAGUUCUCAAGUUGACCGCUAUUAUGGUUCUUAACUCAUUCUAAUUCUGGAGUGGCUCUUAACCGUGCAUCUGUGAGGAAUGAAUCACACGCAAAACUGAGGUGAUGUUUUUGUCUAAAUUGAGCUCCCUUUUUCCGUUAUAUCCUGUUGAGUUCAGAUGUCUCCUUUUGAAUAGCAGCUACUCAUUAAGGUGCUAGAUAUCUGUAUGGUUAGUAUAGAAAUUUUGAUGAUGCGAAUUACGGAAGAUGGAUCCAUGGCAGACAAGCUUUAGGGAUGCAAAUGGUAAUUCUUUUAGCUAUAUGUACAGUAUAGGGCAAUAGUAUUCUCUAGAGUAGCUUCACGCCAUCAAGGUUUUCCUUUUUCUCUUCAUUUUGUAUAUUUGGGCCUUUUCAUGCACUUUGUUGAAUGCAAGUUUCCAUCGUUGAGCUCUA
Messenger RNA from Gossypium raimondii (Peruvian cotton), 5070 nucleotides. RefSeq lists its product as uncharacterized. NCBI's taxonomy places the organism in Eukaryota, Viridiplantae, Streptophyta, Magnoliopsida, Malvales, Malvaceae. Gene Ontology annotation, biological process: negative regulation of DNA-templated transcription. The record is from RefSeq and is a predicted model, not a curated record. Gene Ontology annotation, molecular function: acyltransferase activity, transferring groups other than amino-acyl groups; transcription corepressor activity; DNA binding.